This is a messenger RNA of Panicum hallii, 1701 nucleotides long. RefSeq names its product enolase 2. Gene Ontology annotation, molecular function: magnesium ion binding; phosphopyruvate hydratase activity. The transcript is spliced from 17 exons. Gene Ontology annotation, cellular component: phosphopyruvate hydratase complex. Lineage: Eukaryota; Viridiplantae; Streptophyta; Magnoliopsida; Poales; Poaceae. The coding region runs from base 126 to 1463 and encodes 445 amino acids. Gene Ontology annotation, biological process: glycolytic process. The record is from RefSeq and is a predicted model, not a curated record.
GCUUAUAAACUUGGCAGCUGCUUCCGCUGCGAUCGAAUCCAAGCAGACCCUUUCGAAAUCCCGUCGCCUUCUCCGCCGCCGCCGCUCGAUCUAGACCAGAGGUUCUCUCCGAAGCCCGUUCGGCGAUGGCGACGAUCCAGUCCGUGAAGGCGCGCCAGAUCUUCGACAGCCGUGGCAACCCCACCGUUGAGGUCGAUGUGUGCUGCUCAGACGGAACCUUCGCUCGUGCUGCUGUUCCCAGCGGUGCAUCAACUGGUGUUUAUGAAGCUCUGGAGUUGAGGGAUGGUGGAUCUGACUACCUGGGCAAGGGAGUUUCCAAGGCUGUUAACAAUGUGAACUCUAUCAUUGGACCUGCUCUUGUUGGCAAGGACCCUAUGGCACAGACUGAGAUUGACAACUUUAUGGUUCAGCAGCUUGAUGGCACUAAGAAUGAGUGGGGAUGGUGCAAGCAAAAGCUUGGUGCUAAUGCCAUCUUGGCUGUGUCACUAGCUGUUUGCAAAGCUGGAGCUAGCAUCAAGAAAAUUCCUCUUUACCAGCACAUUGCCAAUCUUGCUGGCAACAAGCAAUUAGUUUUGCCUGUCCCUGCAUUUAAUGUCAUCAAUGGUGGUUCCCAUGCUGGAAACAAGCUUGCUAUGCAGGAGUUCAUGAUCCUGCCUACUGGAGCUGCCUCAUUCAAGGAGGCUAUGAAGAUGGGUGUUGAAGUUUACCACAACCUGAAGUCUGUUAUCAAGAAGAAGUAUGGGCAGGAUGCCACCAAUGUUGGUGAUGAGGGUGGUUUUGCUCCGAACAUUCAGGAAAACAAGGAAGGACUUGAGCUCCUAAAGACUGCAAUUGAGAAGGCCGGAUACACCGGAAAGGUUGUUAUUGGGAUGGAUGUUGCUGCUUCUGAAUUCUACAAUGACAAGGACAAGACAUAUGACCUCAACUUCAAGGAGGAGAACAAUGAUGGUUCACAGAAGAUAUCUGGAGACAGCUUGAAGAAUGUAUACAAGUCAUUUGUGAGUGAGUACCCCAUUGUCUCGAUUGAAGACCCAUUUGACCAGGAUGACUGGGUUCACUAUGCUAAGAUGACUGAAGAAAUUGGAGAGCAAGUACAGAUUGUUGGUGAUGACCUUCUUGUCACCAACCCAACUAGGGUUGCGAAGGCUAUCAAGGAGAAGUCAUGCAAUGCUCUUCUGCUUAAGGUUAACCAAAUUGGAUCUGUUACUGAGAGUAUUGAGGCAGUGAAGAUGUCAAAGCAUGCUGGCUGGGGUGUGAUGACCAGUCACAGGAGCGGUGAGACUGAGGAUACAUUUAUUGCUGAUUUGGCAGUUGGUUUGGCCACGGGUCAGAUCAAGACUGGAGCUCCCUGCCGAUCUGAGCGUCUUGCCAAGUACAAUCAGCUUCUUAGGAUCGAGGAAGAGCUUGGUGCUGCUGCUGUCUAUGCUGGUGCCAAGUUCCGCGCACCUGUCGAGCCCUACUAAGCUAGAGCGAUGCUGGAGGCUGAACCAGAGUUUGAGUUUUGUUAAAAAGGUUAUUGCACCCUCCACUAUAUAUAACCUCUGGUCUGGAUUGAACUUGCUAAAGUUCUUGUGAUCGAGCAAUAAGUUCCCACUUAUUUUUGGGAGACGGACAUGUAACAAAAGAACUCCAGUUUUGUUUUUUCUAUGUUGAGACUGUAACAUGCUCGAUCAUAAUGUAGGCGGCUUUUGUUUUGGAUUA